This is a messenger RNA of Oryza sativa Japonica Group (Japanese rice), 1198 nucleotides long. RefSeq names its product dirigent protein 22. The record is from RefSeq and is a predicted model, not a curated record. NCBI's taxonomy places the organism in Eukaryota, Viridiplantae, Streptophyta, Magnoliopsida, Poales, Poaceae.
UGCAUCUGUGCUCAUCAACCCUACCACUUGUGAUCUUUUCUCUUGCUUCCAGUACUACAAGGUCACCUGGAAUCACCAGCCUUUGAGACCAAUCGCCGCCCGCCACGUGUCGCCUUCCCUUGCACGCCAUAGAGCUCAUCACACCAAGACCAUGGUGGCACUGCUAUAUAAGUAGCUCAUGAGCUUCACCUGAACAACACAUCAAGUAGUGACACUCACUCACACGAUAGCAAGAAGCUAGCUUGGUUGCUCACAUUGAGCUCAACAAUGGAGGCCAAGGGAGUGGUGGUGAUCACCCUUGUGGUCACACUUGCGGCGGUUGCGAGGGCGGCCCGCCCAGAAGAAACCAGGCCGGGCUUGGCCCGCCGCGGGUCAGCAUCCUCACCGACGACUCACCUGCACUUCUACUUCCACGACAAGGUGAGCAAGCCAUCACCGACGGCAGUGCGGGUGGUGGACCCGGUGGACCCGUCAUCGCGGUCCUUCUUUGGGAUGAUCAACGUCAUGGACGAUCCGCUGACGGAGGGGCCCGAGCCCGAGUCCAAGCCCAUGGGCCGGGCCCAGGGGCUGUACAUGGGCUCAGACCAGGCCAAGCUGGGCUUCCUCCAGGCAAUGAACCUGGUGUUCACCGACGGCACCUACAACGGCAGCGUGGUCACCGUGCUCGGCCGCAACUGCCCCUUCGACGACGUCCGGGAGAUGCCGGUGAUCGGCGGCACCGGCGCCUUCCGCUUCGCCCGCGGCUACGCCCAGGCCAGGACGCACACCCUGGACCUCAAGACCGGCGACGCCAUUGUCGAGUACAACGUCUACGUCAUGCACUGAUCACAACAAGAUGGAGAUGAUGCUUCACACAAAGCGUUUGCAUUUCUCUGAAUUUUUCACAAGAGUGUUUUUGCCUUCUCCUCUGAAAAUAAUGGCCCUUGUUGAAAGUGAUUCACUCAAGAACACAGGGGAGUUUAGUUGCUGCAGUGUUGAUCUUGAUACAAAAAAAAUGGAGUUCUAGAAUCUCUAUAAAAGGUGGUUCUUCUUGGUUUAGUCUUUCAGUAAUAACUUUCUUGGUUGCAGUAACACACUAUACCGAAGAACACAGACAACUUUUAGUUGCAGGCUUAACAAACUUCUGUCAUAUAAUCCUGAUUUCUUAAACCAGUGGGAGCUUUGUUUGUGAUGCAUAAUGCAUUUAUUUAUUUCCUUA